Molecule: messenger RNA, 673 nt
Organism: Temnothorax curvispinosus
Lineage: Eukaryota; Metazoa; Arthropoda; Insecta; Hymenoptera; Formicidae
Product: glycosyltransferase 25 family member-like
Exons: 2
Molecular function (GO): procollagen galactosyltransferase activity
Source: RefSeq, a predicted model, not a curated record
UAAAAAAAAAUAUAUUUUUUGACAUAAGAUUGGUUAAAACCAUGUGAUAUGUGAUUUAUGUUGCGUAUGAUUUCCUGUUUUAUCGAUUGCGCAUACCUACGCACUUGUGAUAGUGAUAAUAGGCAAAGGAUGAGAAGAAUAGAUCAUGUCGUCAGGUCAUCUCUUUAUGUAAUCUUCAUUCUUCUAUUUAGAAUUUUCGAUAGGCUACGCGAAAAGAUAUGUGCGUGAUUAGAAUGUAUCUACUAUCCGCAUCACGAUGAUUCUUCGAGGAUAUUUAAUGGUAUAUUCCGUUGUUGGUCUCGUGUUGUUGGCUACGUGCAAUGCGAUCUCGAAAGAACCGACUGUGUUGAUCGGUGUUCUAGUCAGAAACAAGGCGCACACUUUGCCGUACUUUCUGAGUCUGCUGGAGCGACAGGAUUACCCGAAGAAGCGGAUAAGUUUAUGGAUACGCAGCGACAACAAUGUCGACAAUUCGAUCAAGAUACUGAAUAAAUGGAUCAGUACGAGGAGCGAGAUGUAUCAUUCGCUGAACGUUGAUUUAAAUGCGUCGUCGACGGGUUUCGAGGACGAGAAAUCGAUCGCCAACUGGUCGCCUCGCAGAUUUGCACACGUAAUAGAUCUGCGUGAGCAGGCGCUCGAUUACGCGAGAAAAAUAUGGGCGGAUUUCAUUUGG